Molecule: messenger RNA, 1578 nt
Organism: Leptonychotes weddellii (Weddell seal)
Lineage: Eukaryota; Metazoa; Chordata; Mammalia; Carnivora; Phocidae
Gene: ABITRAM
Product: actin binding transcription modulator
Biological process (GO): regulation of actin filament polymerization; dendrite morphogenesis; regulation of filopodium assembly
Cellular component (GO): nucleus; dendrite; filopodium tip
Molecular function (GO): actin filament binding; actin monomer binding
Source: RefSeq, a predicted model, not a curated record
CCUCCUCCAGGGCCUGCUCGGAGGAAGUGCUCGGGUCUCAUAGGGCGGGGGUGGUGGCGCCCCUGGUCGCCAUGGCCACAGAGCCCGCGGCCGCCGAAUCGACUGUUCCGUCGCUCGUGGAUCGUUACUUCACUCGCUGGUACAAAGCCGAUGUCAAAGGCAAACCCUGUGAGGACCACUGUAUACUACAGCACUCCAACCGAAUAUGUGUCAUCACAUUGGCAGAAUCUCAUCCAGUUCUUCAAAAUGGAAAAACAAUUAAAAACAUCUCCUAUCAAAUCAGUACCAACUGUAGCAGACUUCAGAACAAGGUCUCUGGGAAAUUUAAGCGGGGGGCACAGUUUCUAACAGAGCUUGCACCUCUGUGUAAGAUUUACUGCUCAGAUGGAGAAGAAUAUACUGUAUCUAGCUGUGUUAGAGGACGGUUGAUGGAAGUGAAUGAAAACAUUCUCCAUAAGCCAUCUAUUCUUCAAGAGAAGCCAUCCACUGAAGGCUACAUUGCAGUUGUGUUGCCCAAAUUUGAAGAAAGUAAAAGCAUAACAGAAGGCUUACUGACACAGAAACAGUAUGAAGAAGUCGUGGUGAAGCGCAUGAAUGCCACAACAGCUACGUCAUGAGGACUGAGAUGGGUAACGAAUACCACGGCGUGCUUACCCCUCCCCAGCCUACGCGAUGCGUGCGCUAAAGAAGAACCAGCAUGUGUGACACAUGCUUCACACCUAGCCAUCCGCAGAGAGGCCUGAUCUUCAAACUUAACCUAGUUUCCCCUCUUCGUCUUGCAUAACAAGCCUUGGUUCCCAUUUUGUCCUCAGCCUCCCAGAUCUGCCCUGCCCAUGUACCCACUCUGUUCUUUUACCUUUCUUAACAACUGGCAAACAAAGGAUGUUUUUCUGAUUAAAAACAAAGCACUUUGAGGAAAAUUUGGACAAGACAGAUAAGUUUUAAGUAGCAAAGUAAAAAUAAUUUACCCAUGAUCUUGUAACCCACUGGUAAAUACUACAUUUUGACAUGCUUCGGUUUGAAUGUUACGGCAUGGUUAUUGUUUUUGCCUCAAUUUUCCCCAGUUUGAAGUUAAAAAAAAAAAACAGGCCUUUUUUACCCAAUCUGCUUCCAAGUGACACUACCAAAAAGGCUGGUGUCGCCUCUUCAGCCCCAACUCUUCUCCCCUUAGGUCAGGGGAGAGGCAGAGUAUACUUGGCCACUCCUUAUGUGGCUCAGAUGGCCUUCCUCUCUGAAACAAAGUCCAGUGUAACACUGUGGCUUCUUAAAUGAGGGAUACAGGAAAAGGCUUUGAAAACUACAAAGGGCUUUCCCAACAUGGAAGUAUUCUAAUGCGGCGUAAAGCUGCUUAUUACAAUACGUACAGUGUAGUCGCUCAGUCUCACACUCUAGCUAUGGGGUAGCCAGCCAAGAAGUUACUGAGAAGUUGCCAUAAUCCAAAGACACAGAUGCCUCUGAAUGGAACAAAAACUUGAUCAUCAUCUAAACUGAAAAGGGAACUGAUUUAUGAUUUAAGAUUGUCUACUCAUUUACAAUGAAUUUCAAAUAAAAGGACUUUUUAAAUUGUCAUUUUUUUAA